UACACCUAACGUGUCAUCGCACAUGCGCACAAACACCAAAAUGUGUUUGUAAACAAACCAGCAGGCCUACGUCUACGUUUGUAAGAAUGACAGAAGAAACCGAGUUUCCUUCAGUUAUUGAAUUAAAUGUCGGUGGGAGACAUUUCACAACUAGUCUCCUAACCUUGACUAAGUCUGAAGGUACAAUGCUGGCCGCUAUGUUUAGUGGUAAUUAUGAUGUCAAAAAAGACAAGAAUGGCCGAUAUUUCAUUGAUGCAGAUGGCGACACUUUUGCACAUGUGUUGAACUAUUUAAGGUACGGCGAGCUGCCCCCGACACAACAGGCCCCGUCUGUGUAUCGUGAUGCUGUCUACUUCGGACUCCAUGGCUUAACGGAAGAAUUGGAACGCUACCCUAGUAUGCUCUCAAAAAUUCAACGUGAUGCGUAUCGGACACAAUUUCCUGGCUAUCAGAAGGUACUGGUGAAGAUUUUAGACACCGUUACAGAUUCCAACCAAAAGAUUAUUGAUACCACUUCAGAUAUCUUCAUCGCAUUGUUUGCUAAAGUGAAAAAAAAUAAAUUACCAAAUUUUGAUAAAAGUCAUGUUUGUUCUUAUAAACCAAAAAACAAAGAAAACAAGCAUGCUGAUGUUUCCUUGGGUCCUUGGGAUAUUCCAACACCUGAGAAAGAUGUUAUGAAUUGUAUAACUUUUGACCUCAAAGAGCGAGGAUUUGUUGUGACCCACGACUCGCUGGGACAGUGUAACUACAUGUGUGAAAAAAUCCCAGGAAUGCCAGGUCAACUCCUGGUAGAAAAUUGUUGUUAUUCCAUGUUUAAAAUUACAUUUCAUUGGUGGAAAAUGUAAUGUUUGUCUACACGAUAAAUUUACAUGCAAGACUUUUGUUGCAGUUUUCAUAUAAACGUUACCAUCAAAUGAGGAGAAAAUGCCAAGUGUGAAAUAUUGCUUAGAAUAAAAAAAUGAGGACUUCUUCAUCUGACUUCACAUACAUAUUAUUUUAAACCUGUCGCCAAAAUAACUAUAAUUUUACAGUAUACUGUAGAUGAAAAGUUUUAGACUUUAGAGUUCAAAAGAUUGAUCCCUAAGUAUUUGUCCUUUUUGUUGUGAAUUCAUUGUUUUACAUUGUUUAUAAAAACACAAUAGAUGUUUAUUGUUAACACCUAUACCAAACAGAUGUUUAUUGUUAACACCUAUACCAGUUUUACAUUUUAAUUCUUAUUCAAUAUUGGGUUCUGUGAACUUUAUAGCUUUUAAGUGUAAAGUUGAUUUGACACUCAUAUUGAAAAUUUAAAUACAUUUUUAAAAUAUCAUAUUUUUACUAGUUAGUAUUUUCACAGAAUAAAUUUACGUUUGAUGUAAUUGGUAUGUCAUAUAUAUUUCACAUAUAUAUGUGUGAGCGUACAAGUCUACAACUCAUGGCUGUAUCAACUUGUGCAUUACUUACCUUUUUGUGCCAGGAUUUGUUUUACAUCAGUUAAAUUUUUCAAUACUUUGAAAUUGUUGACAUUUUAUCUGUUGGAAAUUGUAUACAUUUUACAUAUACCCAUUUGAUUUUACCCAGAAUGUAUUAUUAAGUGAGUAAAUGCUUUAUCUUGUUGAAUAAAUCUUUGAACAUUCAUUUAA
Messenger RNA from Pecten maximus, 1622 nucleotides. Its product is annotated as BTB/POZ domain-containing protein KCTD7-like. Gene Ontology annotation, molecular function: protein binding. NCBI's taxonomy places the organism in Eukaryota, Metazoa, Mollusca, Bivalvia, Pectinida, Pectinidae. The record is from RefSeq and is a predicted model, not a curated record. Gene Ontology annotation, biological process: protein homooligomerization. The coding region runs from base 87 to 845 and encodes 252 amino acids. The transcript has 2 exons.